Molecule: messenger RNA, 2342 nt
Organism: Paramacrobiotus metropolitanus
Lineage: Eukaryota; Metazoa; Tardigrada; Eutardigrada; Parachela; Macrobiotidae
Product: putative inhibitor of apoptosis
Biological process (GO): regulation of cell cycle; negative regulation of apoptotic process
Cellular component (GO): spindle microtubule; nucleus; cytoplasm
Molecular function (GO): cysteine-type endopeptidase inhibitor activity involved in apoptotic process
Source: RefSeq, a predicted model, not a curated record
UUCAGAUCCUUGAAACGUUGCGGUUUAGCCAGGAUUUUCUGACCGUUUCCUGCGACCAUAUACGGGAGGUAGUUGCAGCACUGGCAGUCGGCAAUGCCCUGGUAAUCCAGAAUCGUCACCGGAAGGAAUACAAUGCCAUUAGGCAUUUUUUCUGUUUUUUGCCGAAUAUCUCAAUGCUGGACUGUCCACCAACAUCCGUGGCAUGGCCAGAAUAUAUUUCGCCGGCGAUCCGAACGAUUCUUGAUUCUUGUCGGCAGCGCAUUAUGGCUUCCAUAGCGACGGUGCCCGAAGAGCCAGACUCAGCUGGAGCAGCGACUCCGGUUGCCGUGGUGGACACACAAACCAAUCAAAGAGAUAUGAACAAAGAGGAAGACCGUUUGAUGACGUUCGUUCGGUGGCCCACUGUGGCCCCCGUCUCAGCUGAACGCUUGGCCAGAGCAGGAUUCUUUUAUUCUGGAAUCGGAGAUCAAGUGAAAUGUUUCGCUUGCGAUAACGUCUUGGACAGUUGGAAUCUUGGCGAUGACGUAAUGAAGCGGCAUCGGAAGGCAUUCCCCGAUUGUGGUUUCGUUCGUGGCGCAUCCCGCAAUGUUCCCUAUUAUAAAUCUGGUUUGGAAUCCAAGCUGCAUUUGCAGCUCUUGGAAUCCAUGGAUAGCGGCUUUGAUCGCAGUGUCAGCCGGCCAACGACACCGUGUUCUUCAAUUUACCAGUCAGGAUCCCGUGAUGACAUUCACCGGAGUCGUUACAAUACUGCCGAUAGCGCCUACCGUAGUCUACACCGGCGCUCGUCAGUGUUUAGUGGAGGCUUGAAUAACGACAUACCAGAUGCUAUGAUGGAUGGCCGAGACAUGCGGCUCGAGGAUCAGCGCCGCGUUUCGUUUGCUAAAUGGCCGAUCUCCUUUAUUUCUCCUUCCGAUCUCUCUACAGCCGGGUUUUUCUUUACCGGAUAUCAGGAUCGUGUGAAAUGCGCUUUCUGCGGUGGCAUACUAGGCAUGUGGCAGUUAGGGGAUAAUCCCUUCACGGAGCAUCACAAACUUCCAUGGUGCAGCUUUUUGAAGAAGGGAUAUAGUAGUGAAUACUCAUCAACGCAGUCGUCGCCUACGUGGAACGGUCAUGGUCAGGAUGUUUGUGGAUUGUUCGCUGCUGCAUCGAAUGCCGUGCCACUGAAGUUUCCCAUUUCACCAUACCUGAGUGAUUAUCAAGCCAGAUUAGCGACAUUCAAGAACUGGCCUCCCAAUCGCAUACAAACUCCGGAGCACUUAUCAUACGCUGGCUUCUUUUAUACCGGCGUGAAUGAUAACGUUCGUUGUUUUUUUUGCGACGGCGGUUUGCGCUGUUGGGAUCCUCAGGACGAAGCAUGGCAAGAGCACGCAAAAUGGUUCCCAAAAUGUCCUUAUCUUCUGGAAAUCAAAGGUGUCGAUUUUGUGGAGAAAAUUCAGGCUUCCAUGGGCGAGAAUUUACCGGACCCUAGAGUUGAAUCCAUACCCACGACGCCGGUAACCGAUGAGGAAAGUAUCGUGCAGCGAGCACUGGAAAUGGGAUUCGCGCAGCCUUCCGUGGAGCAGGCCCUCCGCGACCGGCACGCCCGUAAUCACGAUGCACAAGUGCACAACGUUGAGGAAUUGAUUAACGGUGUUUUGGAAGUCGAAAACAAGAACAGACGACCCGAAGGCAAAAUCCCCCGGCCAGUGAGCGGUUUAUUUGCCAAACUGCGUUCAUUAAGUCGAGACGCCGAGAAGGAUGCUUCCGUAGAGAAACUUACCGAAGAAAAUCGUAUUCUAAAGCAGCAGCGACGUUGUAAGAUCUGCUUGGACAGAGAAGUAUCGACAGUAUUUUUGCCAUGUGGCCACUUAAUCAGUUGCAGUGAAUGCGCACCUUCUCUGAGGACUUGUAGCCUCUGUCGACGGGGAAUUCGUGGCACAGUCAAGACGUUCCUUUCCUAAGUGAAUUAAACAUUUGGUGAUUGUUUUGUAUAAAAUAUCCCGGUAGCUAUGUGCCGUUGUUUGGUGCCUGAAAGCUGUUUUUAUUUGCCUGGUGAAGCAUUUAAUUGUGCAUUACCCUAUAUCAUGAUGCUGAAACAGAUCAUGACCCAUAUCGGGACUUUUCCUGAGAUUAUUGGCUGGAGGCGUUCAGUUUAUGAAUUCGGCUUUUUGAUCUGACGAAAUGGUAUCUAGUUUAUGGUAUUCCUAUAAGUGAUUUACAAUACGUAAUUGUUACUUAAAAUGCAGUGCAGAUUGUUAAGGGUUUAAUGGCAGUAUAAACCAUUUGAAUGCUUUAACAUAGACGAUUGACGCUGUGACAGUGGCACGUAUGACUAUUGACUGCAGGAAAUGCGGACAUUUUAU